AUGGAUUCCAACAUUGCAAAUGGACACAAUAUGUCAGGAAUCGGGGUAAAUUCUCCCAGUGUCCAAAAUGUCAUAUACGGAUUUCUACUGAUAUUAGUCUCUGCAUUCAUUAUUACUAUUAACGGAUUGCUACUAUUUGUUAUAUGGUCAACAAAGUAUCUACAUAGGUGUCAGAAUGUAUUCGUCGUGUCUUUGGCGAUAAGUGACAUCCUAAGCGGAUUUGUGGAAGGCCCAUUUCUUGCUUAUGUUAUUUUGAAUCGCCCUGACAAAUUCCAUGCGUGUCCAGUGGAGUUUUUUGUGAAUCAUUUUACCAAAUCUUCCUUCUCGUUCAGUUUAAUGAUGCUGUCACUAGAAAGGUGCCUUGCUGUGUCGCGACCUCUGAAAUAUCAAAGCCUGGUUACGGAUCGUUCCUGUACCAUUUCUGUUGUCCUUAUUUGGAUGUUAUCGGCUCUUUUUGCGUCAGUUCCUCUAUUCAGGAACCGCUUCAUCUAUGAUAAACAUAACCACAAAUGCAGCUUUGAAUCACACGCCUAUGGGUAUACCAAAAACACAAUAAUUGUGUACAUUGUUCUAUCCAGAUUCCUGCCAAUGUUUGUGAUUUUGGUUUGCGUCAUGGUGACGCUGAAUAAAGCGCGGAGCAGAUUCAAAUUUACUGCAAGCAUAUUAGCAGCUGUUCCAUUCACAGUGACUCCUGUUGUAUAUCCUCUCAACCUGAAGAAAAUCACAUUAAAAGCCCUUCGGUCCCUGUUGCAUUUGUCUAUAGCAUUUUCUGUAUUGACCAUUGUUUGUUGUACAUCAGGGAUUCAAAAAAUAGUUCAGAACCUUGAUUUCCCACCAGAAUAUGAAAUGGCUUUACAGUUUAUUUCUUUGUCGUAUUAUUUCAUCACGCCAGUGAUUAUUCUCAUAUUCAACAAACAAUAUCAAAACAGGAUUGUUUUUCUGAUCUGUAAGCGAGGCUGGAGGACAAGUAGGGUUGGACAAGAUCCAUUACCGACUUUAAACUACAUUUUUUGGCAUCAUUACAUUUUAUUUGUUGCACUUGUUAUAACAUUUUUUUCACCAAAACUUGGUCAAGAAAAAUAG
This is a messenger RNA of Saccostrea echinata, 1083 nucleotides long. Its product is annotated as melanopsin-A-like. Gene Ontology annotation, molecular function: G protein-coupled serotonin receptor activity; neurotransmitter receptor activity. Gene Ontology annotation, biological process: chemical synaptic transmission; G protein-coupled receptor signaling pathway, coupled to cyclic nucleotide second messenger. Lineage: Eukaryota; Metazoa; Mollusca; Bivalvia; Ostreida; Ostreidae. The transcript is spliced from 2 exons. The record is from RefSeq and is a predicted model, not a curated record. Gene Ontology annotation, cellular component: membrane; dendrite. Bases 1 to 1083 code for a protein of 360 amino acids.